AUGUCAGUUCUAUUUGUUGACGAAGUCUGUACAACACAAAAUCAUAAAUAAUUGAACGAAAUGAGUGCGCUGUUCAACUUUCAAAGCUUGCUUUCGGUUAUAUUGUUGCUGGUUUGCACCUGCGCCUACCUGAGGACCCUUUUUCCCAGCAUCAUUGACCGCAAUAAAACCGGUGUCCUAGGCACAUUCUGGAAGCUGGCACGUAUCGGCGAAAGGAAGUCCCCAUGGGUCGGGGCCGCUUGCCUAAUUAUGGCUUGUACGGUACUAUUCUGGACGUAACCAUUAUAUGGAAUUUGGAGUACAAUUUAAUUCGAUGUACGCAUGGAUAAAAAGACUAACUGGCAAUACUACGGAAAUACGAUAAGUACAAUAAGCAUGUUGUUGAUCAAGAAAUGGAAUUAACAGUUUUUAAUGGUUAAUAUAAAUGCAAUGUAUGUGCGAAAUAAAUCAAUUUUUUACUCAUAA
Messenger RNA from Scaptodrosophila lebanonensis, 465 nucleotides. Its product is annotated as protein kish-like. The record is from RefSeq and is a predicted model, not a curated record. Gene Ontology annotation, biological process: intracellular transport; protein secretion. Lineage: Eukaryota; Metazoa; Arthropoda; Insecta; Diptera; Drosophilidae. The transcript has a single exon. The coding region runs from base 61 to 279 and encodes 72 amino acids.